AUGUAAUAAUUAAGUAAAGAGCUGAAUGCUCUGAUUAGUAAGGCCAUUCAAUUCAACACUAAAUUAGAUCCUUUUACAACAAAUGAACUCUUUCUAAAGUGGAGAAGCAUUAGCAAUGGUGAGAUUGAUAACAUCAACUAAUUUAUAAAUAUCGGAAUCGACAUAGUGAAAUUGUAGAAUAGAUACUCCAGGAACAUAAAAAAAUCUUAUUCCUUACUAAAUGAAUACAUAUAAAAGUACUCAAAGGACCUUCAGAAUCAAACGUGUGGGAAUUACUUAAGUUUGGCAAGGUCAACUCAUCUUAAUGAUCAAUUGAGUCUCUAACUCAUUUAUAAUCAAAUAAAGGUUGAUUCAGGAGUAGAAUUCUCUGUUUUAAAAUAUUGUGCUGAUUUGCAAUGUAAUGACAUGGAGCUUGUAUCCUAAUUAAUUGAUAAUUUGCAUUACAAAGUAGAUGCUUAGUUAUUGAAUCAAUAUUUGUAUUGUUUGUUUGUGUUAUUCCCUCAUGAUCAAAGUUCAUUAUUAAUCAAUUUGAUUAAGGACAAGAAUGUGUCAGAAAUAACUCCAUCAAAUUUCUUGUUGAUGUCUGAGUUAUAUCAAAAUAAGAAUAUUCCCAUCCCUGAGAGUUGGAAGAUAGGAGGUUAAGAUUCCAUAUUAUAGAAGAAUAAGCAAUCACAUUUGCAGAAGGAAGUAUAGUUGUUGUUGAAUGUGGUUAAUUUGUCUUAUGAACAGGAGAAAUUGAUUGAUGACCUCUAUUAAAUAGACUUUUUCUUGCCCCAAUAUAAUCAGAUCUUAGAAGUAAAUGGACCUCAGCAUUACGUAUUCGAUAUAGAAUAAAACAAUUCUAAGAUAUUUACUGGAAAACACUAUUACAAAUAAAUGUGUCUGUCAGCCUUGGGAUAUGAUGUGAGAAAUUUGUGUUUCUUAGAUUUUUACAAGGCGAGGGGAGUGACAGCCAAAUUAAUAUACUUGAAGUCUAUCUUAGAGUGA
This is a messenger RNA of Paramecium tetraurelia, 987 nucleotides long. RefSeq lists its product as uncharacterized. Lineage: Eukaryota; Ciliophora; Oligohymenophorea; Peniculida; Parameciidae. The record is from RefSeq and is a predicted model, not a curated record. The transcript is spliced from 2 exons.